AACGUAGUAAGAUAAGGGUCAUAAUUCAUAGCCACAUCGAUUACGGUUGCAUUCGCUUAAAGCUACUGUUGGUUACGCCCGUCAUUUGUCUCUCUCUCCAAACCCUAGAUUUGCGCGCGAUUUACAUAGCUAGGGUUUUGGUGCCUGUAGCCCGCUAGUUCGGAAUCCCAUGGCGGAGGAGGAAGUUGUAGCAGCGGCAGCGGCGAGCCCUGCGCCGUCAGAUCACAAACGCAAGCUCGAAGAUUUGGAGCCUGAAGCUCCAGAGCAAGCCUGGCCCAGCUCGGACGACACAAAUGCGAAACCCGAUGCAGGCAACCAAGGGGAUGGCGAUGUGUCCGACGAAUCGGACGCAAAACGGCUUAGACUCGAUGACAGACCCGAGGGUUUAGCUAGUGAAAAUGGCUACCAAGUGGAGAAAGCGGAUGAAACUCUGAAGGAGAAUGAUGAACCAAAUACGGAGAAGAGUAGCGGCUCAGAAGAAGCUCAACCUACAUCUAAGGAAGUUACCGAAAAAGAGACCAGUGAACAGCCACCAUCUGCAGAUAAUCGUGAGGCAAAUGAAACCCAAGAACAUCCUAUUGAGCAUGUCGAGGGUUCUGUGUUGGACAAGGGUCAGGAACCCGCUAAUGAAGGAACUCAGCCACCUUCUACAGAGGAUGCUCAGCAAGGGGAUGAUUCUUCUGCUCAACAAGAGCAACCUACAUCUACAAAUGAGACAAUAACUCGCCGAAUGGAGGUCCCUAAUAAUAAGGUUGGGGUUCUUAUUGGCAAGGCUGGGGAUACCAUAAAGUAUCUUCAGUACAAUUCGGGUGCAAGAAUUCAAAUCACAAGGGAUGCUGAUGCUGAUCCAUAUUCUGCAUCAAGGCCUGUAGAGAUUGUUGGAACUUUGGACAAUAUAAAUAAGGCUGAGAAGCUUAUAAAUGCUGUUAUUGCUGAGGCUGAUGCUGGAGGUUCUCCUUCCCUUGUAGCCAGGGGCCUUGCAACUGCACAGGCUGCUGCUGCUGCUGCAGAACAAAUUCAGAUACAAGUUCCAAACGAGAAGGUUGGUUUAAUCAUAGGGAGGGGAGGGGAGACCAUUAAAGGUCUUCAAACCAGAUCAGGAGCACGUAUCCAGGUAUUGAUACCUCAACAUCUUCCAGAAGGGGAUGAUUCUAAGGAAAGGACUGUGCGAGUCACUGGUGAUAAGAGGCAAAUUGAAAUGGCCAGGGAAAUGAUCAAGGAAGUAAUGAAUCAGACUGUGAGGCCAUCACCUCUCUCUGGUGGUUUUAACCAGCAGGCCUAUCGGCCUCGAGGAGCUUCUGGCCCACCUCAAUGGGGUCCCCGAGGUCCUCACAUGUCCCAGCCAACUUCGUAUGAGUAUCAGCAACGAGGGCCGUAUCCAUCUCAUAACCCACAAUAUCCACAUUCUGCAUAUGGGGGUUAUCCUCAACAUAUGGGUUCAAGAAGUGGCUUUAAUUCUGGUUGGGAACAAAGGCCACCAUCUGGCAUGCAGGGGAUGCCCCAUGGCGGUGGUUAUGAUUACUAUGGUGGGCAAGGAAGCCAUUUAUCUGAUGGCCCAGUGUCUGCUCAACAUUCUGCUCCCAUUCCUUCCCAUGCUCCUGGCCCUUCUAACCCUUCAAUGGGCGGCCCACCCCCAUCACAAGCAAAUUACAAUUAUGGACAGCCACAGGGUGAUUAUGGGCAUCCAGUCCCUUAUUCACAAUCAAUGCAUCCUCAACAGGGCUAUGGUCAUGGGUAUGAUGAACCAAAGUAUGAAAAUCAUGCUCCCACACAGCAUGGCUAUGGACAUGGUUCUCAGCAAAUGUACCAGCAGAGCAGUAUGCAACAAGGUUAUGGUUCACAGCAGCAGUAUGGUAAGCCACCAUCCUAUGGCAUACCAUCACAAGGACCACCUUCUCAACCAUAUGGCCCUCCCAGGAGUAGUCAACCAGGAGAUGCACCUUAUCAGGGUUCUGCUCAGGCCCAAUCAUAUGGACAGAAUCUGCCAUCACAACAGCCAUAUCCUUAUGCAUCAAGCGGACCUAACCAGCCGGCAUAUCCUCCUUAUGGAUCUGCUCCAGCUGCUGAGGGAUAUAAUCAAGCACCAGCAGCAUCUGGUGCAGGAUAUCCGCAGCAAGGAGGCCAACCAGUUGCCAAUUUCAGCCAGUCUGGUUCGCAGCAGGCACCUGGCUAUGGACAAGUGGGUCCUGCCGGGUAUGGGCAAUAUCCAUCAUCACAACAAGGUUACCCAGAGCAGUCAGCACCAAAUGCUGCAGGUUAUGGAUAUCAAGGGCCACAAGAUCCUGGUUAUGCAGGUGGCCUUGCAUCAGCUUAUGGUGCACCUCCAACUGGGCAGCCAAAUUACACGCAGCCAACACCAACUCAGCAAACUUAUGAUCAGUCAGUCCCACAAUCUGCAGCUUAUGGUGGUGGUGUGCAAACAAGUGCUUCGGUUGGUUAUGCAAAAACUGUAUCACCUCAGCCUGCUGGCUAUACACAGUAUGACUCAGCCCAGAUGUAUGCCGCACCUCGGUAAAUGAAUGUUUUAGUUGGUAGUUGAGCUUGGGUUGGCAAUUACUGUGCCAGGCCUCAUUAUCUAGUGAUUUUACUUAUGUUGUAGGUCUACUUUGACAGUUCAUGGAACUCAUUUCUUUAGUAUUAAAUGCUUUAACUUCAUUACUGGACCGCAACGAUGAAAUAUAGGAAGUGAUUUUGCUUAUAAUACAUCGUCUUGAGAGA
Messenger RNA from Ziziphus jujuba (common jujube), 2718 nucleotides. RefSeq lists its product as uncharacterized. The record is from RefSeq and is a predicted model, not a curated record. NCBI's taxonomy places the organism in Eukaryota, Viridiplantae, Streptophyta, Magnoliopsida, Rosales, Rhamnaceae. Gene Ontology annotation, cellular component: cytoplasm. The coding region runs from base 170 to 2515 and encodes 781 amino acids. The transcript has 7 exons. Gene Ontology annotation, molecular function: mRNA binding. Gene Ontology annotation, biological process: regulation of gene expression.